AUGAGUCAUGACUAUCUCAGCAUACAGAAACAUGAACAAAAAUUUGAACAGAUAGCAAAUGCACCAGUACGGUUCCUUUCAUUCAUAGAGAAAAAUCGUCUUCCACUGAUAAGGGACACGCUUUAUCUUACACAGCAUUGUUGGCCUUCUCUGAAUGAGAAAAUAAAAAUGAAAGACUUGAUAAAAUUACUGAGUGAAUUACAGAUUACAGACACAGACAAAAGACAAGUUAAAACUGUAAGCUUGUUGAAAAUGAUUUCAACACUUGUGUUGCACAAAUCUGUAACCGUAAAAGGCAUCAAUCGUGUAAAUCACAUUUCCUUUGUGACAUCAGAUAGGGUCUGGGUCAGUGAAGACAACGAUCUCAUCUUGGUAAACACAGAAGGUGACACUCUACAUCAUCUGACUGAUGUAAAUUGUAAAUGGGGAGGACACACAGUGAACAGUUCAUGUGAGCUUCUUUAUAUAGAGAAGGAUGGUAACGUUAAAAAAUUAUCGAAUGAUAACAAAAGAAUAUCUACCCUGAUUAAAAGGAGAACAAUGUGGAGACCAUCCUGCAUAUACUCUUCUCCUAUAAAUGGAGAUCUGCUGAUAGCGUCAAUGUAUAUUGAUGGGCCACCUGGAUGGGGUACCUGGAAAGCCAAGGUUGAAAAGUAUCACCAGUCAGGGAAAUACAAAAAGACAAUAAUGCACAUCAGAAAAGGUCAGAAGUUACUGGAUCAGCCCAUGUACAUUACAGAGAACCACAAUGGGGAUAUAAUAAUGUCUGACUGGAUUCAAGGUGUUGUGGUAACAGAGCAAAGUGGAAGACAUCGAUUCUCAUACAAAGGGCAUCCACCAGGACCACUGUUAAAGCCAUGUGGAGUAUGUUCAGACGCAUUAUUAAACAUCCUGGUGUGUGAUGAUAUUUCUCAAACAGUACAUAUGAUUGACAACAAUGGUAGCUUUCUGUCAUUUCUAUUUACAGAACAACUAGGGAUAGUGAUCCCGAUGAGCCUGUGUUAUGAUGACAAAACUCACCUCCUCUGGGUUGGUUGUCAAAACAAUGACAGAGUUUUGGUGUAUCGAUAUAUCGUUAGGCAAUACAGUUUGACAAGUCCUUGGAAUUAUAUGUCUUCAACAAUACAAUAA
Messenger RNA from Saccostrea cuccullata (small rock oyster), 1131 nucleotides. RefSeq lists its product as uncharacterized. The transcript has a single exon. Lineage: Eukaryota; Metazoa; Mollusca; Bivalvia; Ostreida; Ostreidae. Bases 1 to 1131 code for a protein of 376 amino acids. The record is from RefSeq and is a predicted model, not a curated record. Gene Ontology annotation, cellular component: extracellular region.